UCUGUUUACUUAAAGUAUCCCAGCUAAAAUACACAUAGGAAACAGUACAGUACUAUCAGUGGAAUUGUUGCAGAUCCUAAUGUCACCAAUCACACACAAUCAUCCUGAAAUACUUACAGUUCGCCUGACACUUAUUUAAGCAAUAAGGGACUGUUUCUGUGCCUGAGUAGAUGAAAAAAAGGCAAGGAAUGCAAAGGGUGUCUCUAAAGGCAGAGAGGCGGAGGAGAGAGAAGACAGGGCUGCUACAGUGUGAGAGUAAGUCAGAUCCGUGGCUGCUUGGAGGAAGGAAGAGCUGCUGCUGAGUGACGCAGAGCCGUCCCGGGACAGUGCCUCAGCGCACAGCACGUUCCAUCCCCACCUGCUACCAUCUGUACGGGACGCAGUUUAGGACAUCGUCAGGAGAGGUUUUCUCUGGUGCGACUUUCAGCUUCCCAGCUACUUUCUUCUGCCACAGUUGCACGAGCAACAGAUGUGAUGGUUGCAACCACGGCCGGCAGUGCAGUGUAGGCACUUCCAUGCUCGGACUCCAGCACCAGGAAUGCUGGCUUUUUAGCUGGGUUGGGAGCCUGCAAGUGCUGAGCUAAACUGGGGCAAACUCAGUAUUCACAUUGUACUUAGCACACAGACCUGCACGUCUUCUCAGUGCUGUGACCUUUUCUCAGGAUAACUUUACAUAAAACACAGUGGCAACAAGCUGUGGAGCUCAAGCUCCUGUCACUACACUAUUCGCACUCACACUUCCAACUCUUAGCACUUGUACUUCAGCGCCAUGCAGAUGCCAACACUGAGUGCGUCCCCUCCCCAGAGGAACCCCGGCCGCCUCUCUCCUCUGGCUUCACCUCGGACUUCUCCACUGGCUUCCCCCCUCAGCUCCCCUCGGAACUCUCCACUGCUUCUCCGCAAACUGCUUAUGAGCCGCAACAGCCGCAUGCAGAGACGCUUCACUGUGGCGCACACUCCCUGCUUUGAUGUGGAGAAUGGCCUUUCCUCAGGCAGAAGCCCUCUUGAGUCCCAUGCCAGCCCCGGGUCGGGACUGGUACUGCAGGGAAACUUUCCACACAGCCAGAGACGAGAAUCAUUCCUGUACCGCUCAGAUAGUGACUAUGACCUGUCACCCAAAGCUAUGUCUAGGAACUCAUCCAUUGCCAGCGAUCUACAUGGAGAAGACAUGAUAGUUACUCCCUUUGCACAGGUUCUGGCAAGUCUAAGGACAGUGCGGAGCAACUUUGCAAUACUUACCCACUUACAGGAUCGAGUAUCCAACAAGAGAUCAUCUGGCAGCAAUCAACAAUCAGCCUGUAAACCAAACCUGUCUGAGGAUGCAGUUCAAAAAUUGGCCAUCGAGACUCUGGAAGAGUUGGACUGGUGUCUGGAUCAACUGGAGACUCUGCAGACCAGGCACUCUGUUUCUGAGAUGGCCUCAAAUAAGUUCAAAAGGAUGCUGAAUAGAGAACUGACACACUUAUCAGAAACCAGCCGCUCAGGAAACCAGGUGUCGGAAUAUAUAUCCAGUACUUUUCUAGACAAGCAACAUGAAGUGGAAAUUCCCACCCCAGUCUCGAAAGAGAAAGAUAAGAAGAAGCUUCCCAUGUCCCAGAUUAGUGGUGUCAAGAAGCUGACACACAGUUCUAGUUUCAGCAACUGCAGUAUCCCACGCUUCGGAGUCAAGACUGAACAGGAAGCACCCCUUGCAAAGGAAGUAGAAAAUAUCAAUAAGUGGGGACUGGAUGUUUUCAAGAUAGCAGAAUAUUCUGGAAACAGGCCCCUGACAGUUAUCAUGUAUUCAAUAUUCCAGGAAAGAGAUCUCCUGAAAACUUUCCAAAUUCCUGUGGAUGCAUUCAUUACAUACAUGAUGACUUUGGAGGAUCACUACCAUCCUGAUGUGGCUUAUCAUAACAACAUUCAUGCCGCAGAUGUAGCACAAUCUACCCAUGUCCUGCUCUCCACCCCUGCUCUUGAGGCUGUAUUCACAGACUUGGAAAUAAUGGCUGCCAUUUUUGCAAGUGCAAUUCAUGAUGUUGAUCACCCUGGAGUGUCUAAUCAGUUCUUAAUUAAUACCAAUUCAGAGCUGGCUCUGAUGUACAACGAUGCCUCUGUCUUAGAGAAUCACCACAUUGCGGUCGGGUUUAAACUGCUUCAGGAAGAAAACUGUGAUAUCUUUCAGAAUCUGACCAAGAAACAGCGCCAAACACUGAGAAAAAUGGUUAUUGAUAUGGUACUGGCUACAGAUAUGUCCAAACACAUGAACCUGUUAGCAGAUCUUAAAACCAUGGUAGAAACCAAGAAGGUGACUAGCCUAGGAGUCCUGUUGCUAGAUAAUUACUCUGAUCGUAUACAGGUCCUACAGAAUAUGGUGCAUUGUGCAGACCUUAGCAAUCCCACCAAACCUCUGGAACUCUAUCGCCAGUGGACAGAUCGAAUUAUUGUUGAAUUCUUCCACCAAGGAGAUCGGGAAAGGGAAAAGGGAAUGGAAAUCAGCCCCAUGUGUGACAAGCACAAUGCUUCAGUUGAGAAAUCCCAGGUUGGUUUUAUUGACUACAUUGUGCAUCCCCUGUGGGAGACCUGGGCAGACCUUGUGCACCCCGAUGCUCAAGAAAUUUUAGAUACACUGGAGGAUAAUCGGGAGUGGUAUCAGAGCAUGAUUCCUCAAAGCCCAUCUCCUCCACCCGAAGAGCAGGACCAUGACAGAGGCAAUGCAGGGGGAGACAAAUUCCAGUUUGAGUUAACCCUGGAGGAGGAAGGGGAGUCAGAUACAGAACAGGAGGACACUGAAAGCCCUAUAGAUGAGGAAAACAGUGACUCCAAAAUACAUGACACAGAUGACUCUGCCCAGGCGAGUGAUGAGGCUGACCAGCCAUCACCAGUUGAUUUGUGCAUGACUGUUUCUAGCAAGCUGGAUCACUUAGAAAUCCCACCGAGGAGCACUCUGACCAAGCAGAAAAAAAUCUUGAACUUUGAUAAUCUGAAACUUUCUGGCGAAAGGACGAUACAACAAAAAGAAGUGUCCACCAGCCAUGCUUCCCCUGUAAACUCAGCCAGGCAGGAAGGCACUGAGCAACCAGAAAUCUGUUUGGACCAAGAAGGAAACAUUACAUAUCUUCCAUUAGGAACGUAAUGCCAAAUUAUCACUUCAUUUAUAUUUUAUUUUUACUCAGUCACGCACACUUUACAUUUUAUUUUAUUGGGGUUUUUUUGGAAGAGGGUAGGACUUUUUUAAAGAAAAAGCUACAAAACAAAAAGUUGCCUGUUGUUUGGUGAUGCAUGGGAAGAGGAUGGUGAUUUUCAAUAGAUUUUGGUUAGAGCAUUCUGGCAAGGUGGACCCUUUUGUGCCAAAAAGACUCUGAUCUUUCUGCCAUUAUCAGGAUUCAUUUUGUGCUCUCUGUGUGUUCCAAAAGUCUCCAAGGUUCUUACACACCACAUGACAGCCGCGGGGUGGGACAGCAGGUGACACUAAUUAUUCUGCAACUGGGUGCCAAAUAACCUUAAUCCAGUUUUACAGAUUAUGUGAUAAGCAAUUUUAUUGUAACUGAUUUUCCAUGCCAUUUAAUACCUCUUACAGUUUCUCAGGUAAGGGUGUGUAUUUUUCAUGCAUUGUCCCUUUUAAAAACACAAAGUAUUUUGCCAUAAUAUGUUGGUGAUCAGGUUGAUAUAUAUAUAUCUACUGCAGCCUUCUGAAGUUUACUUACCCAUGCAAGUAUCUAUAUUUGUCAUUUCGACACAUCCAAGGAAUAAGAUCUUGUCCUAGGGAAUGGUGCCCUACUGCAGAACCCAGGUUGUCCAAUGUACCUAUGUCAUGAAGACUGAGAGGCCUCAUUGAGAGGUAAUUUUUGUGGAUUAGGUAAAACAACAUUUUAUUGCAUUGUAAUGCAAUAUCUAGCCUGCAGUGCUCAAGAAUUCCUGGAUGAACUCCCCUCAAAUGUCAGAUGUCACUGUAGUUUUUUAAUGUAGUUUUAUAUCAGUUUAGGGGUCUUCCCUCUUACUACCCAGUCUUCACUGCCUGUAACCUAACUGCAGCCAGUGGUGUACCUAAAUGCCAUGAGCCCCACAGCAAAGUUGAAUUAGGUCUGCAAAACUUUGGUUACUUGACCUAUUCUACCAAGAUAUAUGAAAUCAAUCAUUAUGUAGGGUCUUAGUGGGCCUUCUACACUCAUGGGCCCCCUUGCAACCACAGGGUCUAAUUCCUCUGUAGUUACACCCCUUACUGGAGCCCUGGAACUUUAACUAAUUGGGUGAUGCUGCUAAGGACUUCAAAUAAAUGAUUCAUUAAUGUAUUUGCAUUUUACAAACAUUUGCUUGUUAUCCUUGGUAGUAUAAUAUUGAAACAUGAUGUAACCAAUGAAAUAUACCAUGAGUGGACAUUGAUGGUGAGAGACCAUCAUAAUAUUGUUUUGCUUUGGUUUUGUUGUCUGAUAUUUCCAAACAGUGUAUAAAAAGAAUUCUUGGAGCUUUUGUAGACACAGAGCAAACAGAUCUCCAGACCCCCCCCCCCUGCAUUUAUAUUAUAUCACAUGGGCAUAUGUCUAUUUUUUACUAUGAUGAAAAGCUCACUUGAGUAGGUGGGGGAAUUAGAGUUUUCUUUGCUUGCAGCACUUUUGUGAAGCAGCUGGAAGAUUCUCUAUUGCUCAGGGCAUUGUGGAAUGAUUGUAUGUAUGUAUGUACUGACAGAUUAAUGUGUAGCAUUCAACUGGAGGGUGUUCAUACUUUUUUAAUCCAAAUGUCGCACAGAGCACACUGGGCAGUUUUAUCCUAUCAUUACAGGUCACAUAGUGUUUAGUAGCUCAUAAUAAACACAAUAAAAAUGCAUAUACUUGAACAAAUGGUUUAUUUUAGCAAGGGAAGGUCACUUUUUAUAUACAGUUUAUGAAAAUUGGUUUUCCAUUUCUCCUAUAAAUAGACAGGUAUAACGACAUAACCGGGCAUAAACAAAGCUUUCCUUUCUCCUGUUAUAGCACCUUUAGUGGUAAAGGAAAGACACUGCAUUUUUGUAAUUGUACAUGCUAAAGCAAGCAACCCUAGGCCAGUACAGUAUACACCAUAAACAAUGUCCACCUUAUUUAUUUACUGUUUAUGGGAAGCUAAGUGGGCACCUCCCAGACCAUUUGUGAGCUCCUCUGGGGCGGCACACACAUUUCCCAGUGGCGAGCAAGCCCGGGUUGGCAGGAAUCAUAAGAUGCAGGUGUUUCCCCGCCCAGUCCAACCCUGACCCUUUAGGGCAGAGACACAUGGACAGAUUUGGGGAGAUAAGUCACCUGGCGACUAAUCUCCCCAAACUGCCUUCCCGUCGGCUAGAAUGAAAAUCGCCGGCAGGAUGGCACUCGGAGCGCUUCGUUUUCUGAAAUCGUCUGAAGUUGCCUCACAGCUCUCUGCAUUGUUUUUUCACAUAACAAGUACAUAACUCCCAACUGUCCCGUUUUUCACAAGACAGUCCCGAUUUUGACAGCUCAAUCCGCAGUCCCAUAUUGUUACUGAAAUGUCUUGAGUUUCUUUUUGACCUGCACUGAACAGCCAGCAAAAGAUACAGAGUUUCAAACUUAAUUAGCUAAUGGCAGAGAGCCCUGAAUGGAUUCUUAGAUACUUUUGUAACAAUUUAAGAUAAGCAAAGAAACAAUAAUAACAAUUUAAGAUAAGCAGGUCUCUUGGAGAAACUGUGACCUGCAGCUUAAAGGGCAAUUGACCUUCAUUAGCAAAACUGUAAUAAUACAUAAAAAACACAGACGUGUUCAAACUUUCAUAACCUGACAAAUUUUGUCAAAUAAACAUUGUAGUUAGGGGGUGUGGCCACAAAAUUGAGCAUGGUCAAAAAAUCUAGACGCACUCUGCGCAGCAAAUCUUUUUGUCCCUCUUUCUAUUUCCAAAAUGUUGGGAGUUAUUCAAGUAGUGUUAAUAAUGCAUUCAUUUGUGUAUUAUUUAAGAAGGUACAAAAUUAUCCUAUCCUUCAUCUACAGAGAUUCCAUAUUACCUAAAGUGGCCAGUGUAUUAAAGAUUAGGUGAAAAUCUUAUUUCAUUAGAUGAUAUUUGAUAUAGUCUUGGAUAUUCCAGUUGGCGCAAAAGUUAAUGGGAAAAGCCCAUGAUCUGAUCCCUAACUCAGUAUAAACAAACACGGACAGCUGUAUUUACUGAAUAGCAAUUCAGACUUUUGUCUGCUGCCACAUUUCUAUGGAAGAGCUGCCAUAAACAAAAUGUGGGCUAACCCUGAACUGCUUAGAUGAUACCAACACCAGCUGUAUAUCAUCUUAAUCAGUAAGAAGAUUUUACACCUUAGACGAGAUAUAGACUGAGCUGGGGCCAGGAAGCUAAUGGUUGUGCCCUCACUGCAUAGAUAGGCUGCUGCAAUUGAUAUGGCUUCACUAGGCUGAUGAUGGGUCGUUGUGCAAGCACACACACAAGGAAAUGUUUAAGUACAUUAAAAAUGUACUAUUGAACCCAGAUACUAGUUGCAGACUUCAUUGGUUUGUUGACCUCCUGGAUAAAGGGUAAGCUGUUACAAGAUUUUCAGCCAUGACAGGAUUUCGGGAAAAAAGCACUAAGACAUUUGAAUUUGGGUUGAAUAGUAGGAAUACUCCUCCAGUUCUGAAAAAAAAGUUCCAUUUAAUUUAUUCUGCUAAAGUUUCACUUUAUUUUAGUGUAUUUGUAGUUCACUUUUGUACAAAGCCACAAUUCUGUGCACACUUGUCCAAUCUGAUCUUACUGUGAUUAGCACUCGAAAUGAUGCAUUAUUAUUAUUAUUAUAACCUUGCACUUUUCUGCAACACCAGUGGAAUAAUGUCACUCUGGCAGUAAUACUGUGCUGGCUUAAGGUCACUGGUGUUGGGGGCAUCUAUUCCAUGGCCUCAGGCCUGGGUUGUUACUGGCAUCCCAUUGCUGCUCAGUUUAUUCUGUGUGUCUGCGUCCCUGGGGUGUUCUACCGAGGGACCUUAUUUGUUACAUAACACAAACUGUCUAUAGAGAGUAAUCCUUUUCUUUGUCUCAUGCAAAGACACCUUUUAUGGUUUCUGGUAAUGUGUUUGCAGCUGCUUUAUACAACCUAAUAAGAUGCCUCUAACACCUAAAUAGCCAUAGCCGCAGGUUAAUGCCACAUGGAAACAUGCCGGUGGAGAAAAUGCCUGUUUGCUGCCAUUCCCUCUUAAGUGGUAGAUUUUGGCCUGAAAACACGCAACUAUGCAUUUUCAGGCUAAAAUCACCCCAUGAGAGUCAGAUGCCGUGCCUGUUAGUGCCCUGGGGCAAAUGGUAACCAUGUGACAUUAGCCUUAACUGCACUAGGAGGGGGUUCACACGUGUCCAUUAUAGGUUAAUGUUCAGCACGGACUGUAUGCAAUACCCUAAAAUGAACCCAAGUGAACAAAUGGUUUUGAGGUGAUUAAUUCCAUGUCAUUUAUUCUUAUUGCAAUAGUGCACUGGUAUUGUACAUUAUUGUGUAUAUGGUCCUCAUUUAUUAAAGCUUGCUAAACUUGAAAUAACUUUAGUAGGCCGUGAUAAAGCCAGGCCUCAGUCUCUUGCAGAGAUGUCACAAACUGUGUUUGUUUUAUUAUUUUUCUUAAUAAAAAAUACUUUAUCUUU
Molecule: messenger RNA, 7557 nt
Organism: Xenopus laevis (African clawed frog)
Lineage: Eukaryota; Metazoa; Chordata; Amphibia; Anura; Pipidae
Gene: pde4c.S
Product: phosphodiesterase 4C S homeolog
Exons: 15
Coding region: 770-3115 (781 amino acids)
Biological process (GO): signal transduction; cAMP catabolic process
Molecular function (GO): 3',5'-cyclic-AMP phosphodiesterase activity; 3',5'-cyclic-nucleotide phosphodiesterase activity; phosphoric diester hydrolase activity
Source: RefSeq, a predicted model, not a curated record